UCCCCUCCUCUGGCAUCUACGAGUGCUAACUUGGUGCCGCCAAGACUACCUUGAGUUUUGUACUAUCCUGUUCUUGUACUACUCUUGAUUUUGUCGUUGUAUUUUUUUGUGCAAUAUUGUGCAAUCUUAUAAUAAAAAAAAACAGACGUGCAAAACAGCUCGACUAAAUACACUAUACAGUCAAACUACGGAUGCUGAAUGGAGCAGACUUCAUUUCUAAAUACUGACUCGUCCAAGUUGACUUGUUUAUAAAGUGUGCGUUAAAUUAUAUUCAGUAAUAAUACGAGCAAGUUUUUUCCAUUAUUGCACAUGCUUCACGCUGCUAUAAUAUGGCUACAACAAGACAGCGCAAUGUUGCUAAUGGUGGACACUUUCAUGUUACUAUAACAAUUGCAUCAAUGUUGCAACUACAUUGCGCAAUCGAUCUGUAAGAGACAUUUCUGCAAUCUUUCGGUGCUGUGUAAGAACUUAGUGGACGGUGAAAAAUUAACAUCCUGUAUUCCUCGUAUUUUUUCGAUAUUUAUUCGACAUGUGUGAAAACGUGAGAAAAAAAACCAAGCACAAUUUUUUGGAAGCUUGGCUCCGUGAUGAUCGAUACAAAUUCUGGAUAUGUAAAGUUCCAUCCGAUGACACUCUUUUUCAUUGCAUUGUGUGCAAUAAAAAUUUUUCAUGCGGUUCAUCACACGUUUCUAGACAUGCGGAUUCUGCGUGUCACAAAAAGAACAGCCAAAAGGAUAUAUUCUCAUGCAAUGAUGAUGAUGAUGAUGAAAUGUCAAAAGUCAAAGCACCGCGUAGAAAAAUGUUUCAACCACAAUGGUUGGAAAUCGAUGAAUUUAAAUCGUGGUUACGUAAAGUGCCACAUGAUGAUACUCUCUGUUUCUGUUCGAUUUGUGAUAAAACUAUUUCUGUUGGCUUGUCACACAUCUAUCGACACGCAGAAUCCAAAACGCAUAUAAAAAAAUCUGCAAUGAGUGGCGUUGAAGUGAACAAAUCAAACGAAGAACAUUGCAAUAUGCAAAGUGAGGAAUCGAUUUUGUCGUUUAUUGAGGAAAGAAAAUCUGCGGAAAUACGAUUUGCCACAUUAAUAGCCGAAAAAGAUAUCCCUUAUCAAACGGCAAAAGACAUUCUCUGCUUAUUUAAAGAAAUAGGAAAAAAUCCUAAUGUAUUAAAACAUAUGAGCAUAGGUAAAACAAAAUGUAAAAACAUUAUUUCUAACAUCUUGUGUCCAGUUGAAACGGAGCGCGUAGUAAAUAAUAUUCAACAUACAAAAUAUUCAAUUUAUAUUAAUGAAACGUCUGAUGAUACAAAUAAAAAAUGGAUGAUACUUCUCGUCCGCUAUGUCGAUUUGGAUACGCUAGAUAUUCGUACACAACUAGUUAAAGUAACAGAUCUCGAUGCAGAUUGUAGCGUAGAAAAAGUAUUUCUUGCAUUUAAAAAUGAAAUGGAAAACUUGAAUAUUCCAUUCGCAAAUAUUGUUGCCCUAUCAUGCAAUGAUGCACCCGUAACGACAGGAAAGCAUGUAUCUUUAAGAAAAAAAUUAGAGAAAACAUAUAAGCAUUUACAAAUACUUACAUGCCCAUGCUAUUCUACCGCGUUGGUUACACAUGCUGCAUGCGCAACAAUACCCGCAUUUUGCGAAGAAGUGUUUAAAAAAAUCAGUGCAUUUAUUAAGAAGAGUAGUCCAAAACGUUCCGCGGUUUUUCAAGAAUUUACAGAAUGCUUCCAACAAUCAAACCAUAAAAUUUUAAAAUUAACUGAGACAAGAUGGCUUUCUCGACAGUCUUGCAUUUCAAGACUUUUACAGUAUUGGGAUACUAUAAAACAUUUUCUCACUGAAACGUUAAUAAAUGAAAAGUCGACAUCUGGAGAAUAUCUGUUAUCCAUUAUGCAAAAUGUAGAUACAAAAGCAUAUUUUCUUUUUUUAAAUUAUAUUUUAAAUUUUUUUAAUACAUUUAAUGCUUAUUUUCAAGUUGAAGAAACACGAAUUCAUUUAUUGCAACAGAAAUCAUUUAAUUUGCUGGUUGACAUAUCCCAACAUUUUUUAAAACCAGAAAUUUUACGACUUUUGCCAAAUGUUACAUUUCAUUUAGAGGAUAAUCAAAGGCCACUUGAGAUUUUUCGAUUAGAGGAAAAUCAUAGGCUUGAUAAUAUUUCUUUAGGAGAGGAAUGCGAAGAAUAUCUUUCUCAUUUAAUAAAAACAGGUCAUAUAGAUGUAGUUACUACUAUUCGAGAUAAUUGUUUACAAUUUUAUAUAAUUACUGCUGAGGAAAUUUUAAAAAGAUUACCGAUUACAAAUAAAUUUUUAUGUAAAUUAAAAGUUUUUAAGCCACAAACAUCAUUAUUUGAUGAAGAUAGAAAAACAUCAUUUAAUGAUGUGAGUUUCAUUGCUGAAACUCUUGGCGACUUCGACAAACCUGGUUUAAAGGAAGAAUGGUUUCAGUUAUCUAAAGAUUUUACGAAAAAAGAUAAACAAAGGCUGUCAAAAAUGCAAUUUGAUGAAAUGUGGAAAAAUAUAUUAUUACAUCAAAAAUCGACAAACGUUUUUAAGUAUCCAAAUUUAACAUGUCUCUUAAAUGCUGUAAGGUCACUGCCAAAUUCAAAUGCGGAUGCAGAAAAAGUAUUUUCAUAUCUUACUGAUUUAAAACACAAAGAAAGAAACAAACUUUCAUCAGCCUCCAUUAAUGCUAUGUGCGUAGUAAAAUCAGCAUUACGGACGAGAAAAGAAACAGCAUUAAGUAUAAAAAUAGAUGAGAAACACUUCUCUCUAAUGUCAUCAGAAAAAUUAUAUAGUACCUUUAAUAAAAAGUCCAAAAGUAGUUUGUAUUCUGCAGAUAAUAAUAAUAUUGAUAAUCCUGACAUUGCUGGUCCUUCCAUUUGUCAUGACAUGCAAUAAUAAUGUCUAACAGAAAGUAAAUUAUGUUUUUAUGGUUUAUAGACAUUAUUAUUCACAAAGGUUGUUCUAUUAUCUUAUCAAAUGUAUAAAGGGUUAGGUAUUUAAAAAACAAACAUCGUAUUGACAAACAAUAAGUGUGCAAAAGAUAUGUAAUAUAUAAUUUUAUUUUAUAUAUAAUAAAUUUUUAUAUUUUA
Molecule: messenger RNA, 3087 nt
Organism: Ooceraea biroi (clonal raider ant)
Lineage: Eukaryota; Metazoa; Arthropoda; Insecta; Hymenoptera; Formicidae
Product: SCAN domain-containing protein
Source: RefSeq, a predicted model, not a curated record